Pogoniulus pusillus (Red-fronted tinkerbird) is the source of this 4215-nucleotide messenger RNA. It is a transcript of the gene MSL3, whose product is annotated as MSL complex subunit 3. Gene Ontology annotation, biological process: chromatin organization; regulation of DNA-templated transcription. NCBI's taxonomy places the organism in Eukaryota, Metazoa, Chordata, Aves, Piciformes, Lybiidae. Bases 95 to 1666 code for a protein of 523 amino acids. The transcript has 13 exons. Gene Ontology annotation, cellular component: NuA4 histone acetyltransferase complex; nucleus; MSL complex. The record is from RefSeq and is a predicted model, not a curated record.
CCCUGAGCGCCAGUGGCCGCCAGGGGCGGGGCUGCCGGCGGCGCCACCCCCGCGGUGGGGGCGGGGCUCAUCUCCUUUGCGCCAUGAUGAACAAAUGACCUCGCGGGGAAUGAAAUUUAAGUUCCACCGAGGGGAGAGAGUUCUCUGCUUCGAGCCCGACCCCACCAAAGCCAAAGUGCUCUAUGAUGCCAAGAUUGUUGAUAUUGUUGUUGGAAAAGAUGAGAAAGGCAGAAAGAUUCCAGAAUAUCUGAUCCAUUUUAACGGUUGGAACAGAAGCUGGGAUAGAUGGGCAGCUGAAGAUCAUGUUCUUCGUGAUACAGACGAAAACCGCAGAUUACAGCGUAAAUUGGCACGGAAGGCUGUGGCUCGCAUGAGAAGAAAGGGAAGAAAGAAGAGGCGUUGCAGGUUGCCUGGUGUUGACUCUGUAUUAAAAAGCCUUCCUGCUGAAGAAAAUGAUGAGAGCAGUGAAAACUCUAUAAGCAGUUCUUCUUCUGAAGACAGUGAUGAAGGAACAGAUGAAGAAAUAAAAAGUGAAGAAAGUGACAUAGAAGAAAGGACAGAAAUGAAAGAAGACCAAGACACUCACACAAAAAGGGAUAUGGAAGAAAGAGCAAUAAGCAUAGAAAUUCCAGAAGUGUUGAAAAAGAAGCUUGAGGAAGAUUGUUACUAUAUUAAUAGAAGAAAACGGCUAGUGAAGCUGCCUUGUCAGACAAAUAUCAUAACCAUCCUGGAGUCAUAUGUGAAACAUUUUGCUAUUAAUGCUGCCUUUUCAGCCAAUGAAAGGUCUCGGCACCACCAAAUGACUGCACAUGCUAACAUGAAUCUUCAUUAUGUGCCACCAGAGAAGAAUGUUGAGCUAUGUAAAGAGAUGGUGGAUGGGCUGAGAAUAACCUUUGACUUCACACUCCCAUUAAUUUUGCUCUAUCCUUAUGAGCAAGCUCAAUUUAAGAAGGUGACUUCAUCGAAAUUCUUUCUUCCCAUCAAAGAAAACUCAACAAGCACGAACAGAAAUCAAGAGGAGCUUUCCCCAAGUCCUCCUCUGUUGAAUCCACCAACGCCUCAGUCCACCGACAGCCAGCCUACAACAGGUGAGCCAGCCACACCAAAAAGGCGGAAAGCUGAACCUGAAAUCAUGCAGUCCCUGAGACGUUCUACGCGCCACAGCUCUAACUGUGACAGGCUGUCAGAAAGCAGUGCUUCUCCACAACCUAAACGACGACAUCUUGAGACCCCAGCUUCUAUGCCAAAGCUCUUCCUGCACCUGGAAAAAAAAACCCCUGUCCAUAGUGGAUCAUCUUCACCUAUAACUUUGACUCCUAGCAAAGAGGGGAGUGCAGUUUUUACUGGCUUUGAAGGUAGAAGAAACAAUGAAUUGAAUGAGGUUUUGUCCUGGAAAUUGAUGCCAGACAAUUAUCCACCAAGUGAUCAACCACCACCUCCCUCAUAUAUCUAUGGAUCUCAACAUUUGCUACGGAUGUUUGUGAAGCUACCAGAAAUACUGGGGAAGAUGUGCUUUCCAGACAAAAACCUGAAGGCUUUAGUGAAACACUUCGAAAUGUUUCUGAGGUUUUUAGCAGAAUACCAUGAUGAUUUCUUCCCAGAAUCUGCUUAUGUAGCUGCAUGUGAAGCCUACUACAGUACUAAAAAUCCUCGGGCCAUCUACUGAAGCUGUUGCUAAAGGUUAAAACCUACUAUAUAUAGCCCAUGACUGUGCUAUUUUGCCACGUGGCUACAAGAUGAAGACGAAAAAGGAAUUAAAACAGCUUCUGAAGGAACAGGGAAAUGACUUCUGUGAUGGUCAGAUUACUUAGGAACGGAGAACUUGUUUUCAGAGACAUGUAUAGACAGCAUUGUGAGUUGCGCAGAGGACUGAAUAUGGCUCUGACCCCAGAUAAAUGAAGAAGCCUUGUUCUGACUUCUAAUGCAUAGGACUGCGUAGGACUGUUGAAGAAGAAAGGAAGCAAAAGCAGAUGCAUUAGCAGCAGGAUAUUUUCAUGAAGAUAGGUCGUCACGCUGUGCUUUAUUGUAGCUCAAACUCUGCAACCUGGGAAAUAAGACUUGACUACACAGUUAAGUGAAGAGAAUGGACAACCAAUAUAUUAUGGAUUGCAUUUUCCUCACAAAUUGCACUUUAAAUCUUUGUGGAACAGUCAUGACGGAAAGCAUCGCUUAAUGUAAAGGUGGUCUUGUUGUUUGGCUUGUGUGAUAUCUGCCUCAAGACCUUUGUUGCUUGAAUGAGAGAUGUGUUGCUUCCUUUGCAUUUUGCAAAGGUGUGUAUAGAUGUAUAUACUCUUUUCUUAGUAAGCCUGCCAGAGUUCCAAGGAAAGCAUAUGUUGCCAGUGGUCCAACAUUUACUUAGCAAUAAGCGAAUUCCAGAGCCAGUCUGAAAGACAGGAUUUUCUACAAGCACGUGGAGUAGCCCCAGUGAUGGGAGUUCAACUGGCAAGUGCUUCUUUUCUUAAUAAAGUCCACAGUGGCUGUGGUGUAAAUGUGUGGUUUUGACUAUCUAAAACAUCUUGUUUGUACUUGGUUGGUGUUUUUGGGAUUGUGAAUUGUGCACAUAGUGAGAGGUGGAGGAAUUGACAGCACAGGGAGAAUCCCUUUCAGUAUCACUGGAUUUUAUUCUACAGACUUGAAUGUUUUUUUAGACAUCAUUAAAUACUUGAUCUCUGGAAACAGCAAUUCAGUGAGAACUGAGUGCCUAGAAAUCUGACUGCACAUUCAGUAGAAACUACUUGAAAUAAUUUUCUUGUCUUGAUUGUCAUCAAAACCUCAUCCAUGACUUAGAACUCUGGCUUUCUGAAUCCAACACAGAUUUUAAACAUACUGAGAGAAAAUAGGACUCAAAGCUCACAGACUCUACUGCUUUAAUCAUUGUAAUCUGUCCCAGUUCAGAAACUUCCACUGGAACACUCACCUGCAGUGUGAAACUCAACACACUUGUCCCAGAUUUGCAGAAGCUAGUAGUUAGGAGGAAUUAUCUUUCAAAUGUAAAUGGCAUGCUCAAUCUAAGAGGCCAGUAAAAGAAUCUGAAAUCUGCUGUUGGCAUUUGCUGUCACUUAUUUUUCAGUGUACUUGCACGUUAAAGCUUUUGAACUGAAAAGAUAAAACUUACCUUGCUUUUAGCAAUUUAUAACUGCUUGUCAGACAAAAACUUUCUAGAAAAGCUUGUUUAAUGUAAUGGUUGUUGAACAAAUGUUUGGCAUGGAUUCUUGGAGCUUUGGUGAUCGUUAUUUGUAGAGAUUACUGUUUAGUGGCAUUUGUUUUUCUAAUGUGUUUGUUGUGCCGCUCUCCCCAGCACACCAUCACCACCCCCUCUAUAGCACAAGCAUCUCAAAAUCCACUUUGUAGACAUGUUUCACUCUAGGCUUAGACCCUGUUUGUUCUGUAGACACAAUUUCACAAACUAUCAGUGACUGUCUAAUGAGGCUAAUCUUGGAAUAUUGCCUUAAACUUCCCCCUUAAUCCUUUCUAUUGCAGGAAUGUUAAGCAUAUGUACAAUAAGGCAAAUCUGGUUUUGUUCCACUGUUGAUACCUAUGAGUAUAAGGCAAGUUACGAACAGUGUUCAAACCUUGUUGUAAGUCUCUUGUUUAACUCCUCAAAUGGCAGUUUCUGCAUUCAGGAGCUGUUAAUACUGUUGGUGUUGCCUUGACAAUUCUCGAAACAUGAAAAUUUGGAAGGUCCUGUUAGUGUAGCCUUCAUGUGAACAAACGUUUGUAAAAAUGUCUUGAACCUGCUGUUGGAUAUUACAUUGCUAACUAUGUUCUUACAACAACAAAAAACCUUGAAUUGACAUGCCUUCCCCUUUCCCUUUGAAUUCAGAAAGUUUGGACUUGUGUGUUCAAUUACAGCAAGGUAUAUCUUUGACACACCUUCCCCUUGCAUACUGUCACACUACUUUUACUGCUUUGCUAUUUUUAUACUUGAUUUUAAAAUCUGUGUUUUUUAAGAUGAAGCAGUGCAAGAGAUUGGCAAAAACUUGAACUGCUUUGCCUAACGAGGUAGUCCUCACUAGUCUUGAAAUACAUGGAGACUUAGCAGUGUGGCUCCUAAAAUUCACUUGGAAUGAACUAUUCAAGGGCUGAUGGUGCCAUAGGGAAAGCUCUAUAUUUUAGGUACCCUGCUGGUGUGAAUAUGUAAUUAUUUGAAUGUCCUUGAGUGAUGAGAUUUUUGGUGAGUUUCACAUCCAACCUGAUAAAAAGUUUCUGCACUUA